GUGAAUGGACAAUUGACGCUAGGAGAGAACAUCGGCGAUUCCGCUGGCGUUGUGGCCGCGUAUUACGCAUAUCAGCACAAAAAAGCAAAACUGAACAAGUCUGAAAUACGACUGCAAGGACUCGAGGAGUUUAGCGACAAUCAGAUCUUCUUUAUGAACUUUGCGCAUGUGUUCUGUGAGAAUGUCACGCCGCAACAGACACAAGUGUUAUUGCUGGACGAGCAUCCUAGGCCGGAAAUAAGAAUACGAGGUAGCCUCUCGAAUUUCCCUGAAUUCUCUGCAACUUACAAUUGUCCGGCAGGAAAAGGAAUGAAUCCGGAUACGAAAUGUUCUCUUUG
Messenger RNA from Formica exsecta, 338 nucleotides. RefSeq names its product endothelin-converting enzyme homolog. The record is from RefSeq and is a predicted model, not a curated record. Gene Ontology annotation, cellular component: plasma membrane. Gene Ontology annotation, molecular function: metalloendopeptidase activity. The annotation marks the transcript as partial. NCBI's taxonomy places the organism in Eukaryota, Metazoa, Arthropoda, Insecta, Hymenoptera, Formicidae. Gene Ontology annotation, biological process: protein processing. The transcript has 2 exons.